Molecule: messenger RNA, 333 nt
Organism: Prunus armeniaca (apricot)
Lineage: Eukaryota; Viridiplantae; Streptophyta; Magnoliopsida; Rosales; Rosaceae
Source: the annotation of a GenBank genome assembly
AUGGCUCCUGCUGGGCCCAAAAGCGGGAUCUUCGUUGGUCUGAACAAAGGCCACAUCGUUACCAAGCGUGAAUUGGCUCCUCGCCCGUCUGACCGCAAAGGGAAAACAAGCAAGAGGGUGCAUUUCGUGAGGAACCUGAUCAGGGAAGUUGCUGGUUUUGCUCCAUAUGAGAAGAGGAUCACUGAGCUUUUGAAGGUUGGUAAGGACAAGCGUGCUCUUAAGGUGGCCAAGAGGAAGUUGGGUACCCACAAGAGAGCUAAGAAGAAGAGAGAGGAGAUGUCCAACGUCCUCCGCAAGAUGAGGUCUGGUGGUGUUACUGAGAAGAAGAAGUGA